Messenger RNA from Naegleria gruberi, 1885 nucleotides. RefSeq lists its product as uncharacterized. The record is from RefSeq and is a predicted model, not a curated record. Gene Ontology annotation, molecular function: DNA-binding transcription factor activity, RNA polymerase II-specific; zinc ion binding. The transcript is spliced from 3 exons. Bases 53 to 1885 code for a protein of 610 amino acids. Gene Ontology annotation, biological process: regulation of DNA-templated transcription. NCBI's taxonomy places the organism in Eukaryota, Heterolobosea, Eutetramitea, Acrasida, Naegleriidae.
UCUGCGUUCAUCAAAAAGACACCACAAAAAACACAAGAAGGGACAAAAAACUAUGAAGCCUUUAGCUGUGAUGGUGAAAGUGGAGCCUGGGCAACAACAACAAUCGCCAUCCACUCCAUCCACACCAACCAAUUCCUCCUCCACCAAUAAUACCACAAAUAAUUCUCAUAUUGCUUCUAGUGGUCACCAUCAUCAUGUGGGUAAUAAUCAUAAUCAUCAGCACAAUAAUUUAAUCAUGAUGAAUCCGAGUUCAUCAAUUUACCCUUCCUGUUUGCCUCUUGCUAUGAAGAGCAAUUCUUCCUCUUUUAUUCCUUCCCAGACACCUCCACCUCCACAUCAACAAGGAUUCAGUCUUCCUUCCAUUCAUAAUUUGACUUCACAACAACCAUCUUCAAAAGUCAUGGUGGAUCACAUUCAUCACUAUCAACAACAACAUCCACAAUCGUGGCGUGGUAAUAAUAUGGAACCAAAACCACCUCUUCAUAGUAAUGGUGGUCAUGAUUUGAUGGAAGCCUUGUCAGCACAACCACAAACUAUUGUAAGAUAUGCACCUCCUCUUUAUCAAGCCAUUAUUCAACCAAGUAUUGAUAUUGUUCCUAUGGAUAGUUUUAUUCCUGGCUAUAUAUCUGGAUACAGAAAGACUCCACAGCAAGUAACAAUUGGGACAAGUCCUGAAAUGCAACCAUCAUCUAAUCCUUCCUCUUCCACAACAACUGGAAUUAUUGUCACAAACAGUCCUACCAUGACACCAGUUAAGGUUUCUCACUGUAUUGCUGACCAAGAGUUGGUAAAGACAACACAAUCAGUAAUAGUGGCCUCCUCAUCCGCCCAACAAGCCCCUUCAUCCAAUAACACCCAAACCCAACAACCACCCACAGAUCCAAGUCAAGCCAGAAUGGCAUGUAUAAAUUGUAGAAAAUCACAUCGUAAAUGUAAAAUUUACAGACCCCAUUUUAAAGAUAAGGGAAUGCCUUGUGGUGAAUGUAAAAAGAGAGGAAUACCUGAUGAAUGUGUUUAUUAUGAACCUAAGAAGAGAGGACCAAAGAUGAAGACAGCUGAAGAGGAAGCUCAAAGUAAGGAGGAAGCAAAGAAAAGAAAGGUCUCUAAGAAGAAUGAGGUUCCCUCUGCAACAGUAGUAGAUUUGGAAAGGACCAAUCUAUUGCAGUCUAACUCUCAGAUAAUUGCCUCCAGCAGCUCCAAUGCAGCAACUACCACACCAGUAAUCCCAGCCCUCUUCUCUAGAAAGGAAAUUGAUAGAAGAAAUUACAUUUUACACAUGAUCUUCCCUGAAGCAAACCUCCCUAAUGAUAUUAAGGAAAACUGUCCAGAUGAUAGCUUUAACGAAAUGUUUCGUCUCUUUUUAUCAGAUGAAUUCGUUAGCUUUUUGGUUGAGUGUAUGGAUGGUAAUAAGAGUAAGAAUCAAUUGAUGCCUUUCAUUAGAGAAAAGGUUCUCCUCUCUAUUCUCAAUAGAAUUAUGGAACCAUACUACCACGGCAUGUAUUUUUCCCUAGAGUCUCUCUUUUUGAAAUACUAUUGUCUAUUCAAGCUCUCCCCACAUGAUGAUAAUAGACCAAUCUUAUUGUUAGAAAGUGAGAAGAGUGUAAAGCAAAAUAAGAAGGAUUUCAAUAUUAUCACCAAUGACAUACAGACUAUAAUUUGUAAUCUGUGGAGUUCCUUCUUUAAUACCAUCCUCGAAUUCAAGAGUGUGAAUUCAUCCUACAAUCAACUCGUCAUUAAGAAUAUGCUUGAUCUAAUUGUGAACAAGUUAUCAGAGAAUGUUGAUAUUCAAAGUUGUACAGUUCAAGAAAUUGGUGUUCAACUUUCUCAAGCUUACUUACCUCUCUGGAAUCACUACGAAAUCAGCAAAACUUGUCGAUCAAUUUGA